AUGUGUAUAUUUGUAUGUUCUUGUGAGGAGAGAAACUCGCCACUCCCGAUGAUCCCUAUCUGGGUGCAGAUGGUUCUCGGGGGCGUGGUUUACACGGUUGUGCCGUUCUACAAGAGGGUGCUGAUGGUCGAAGGUGAAAGGUUGGCCAAUGUACAAACUGCAGUGGAGGUCGUGGAGCAUGUCGCUGAGGUGACAGAGAAGUUGGUUGCAGAUGCGGCCAGUUCUCUGCCAGAGAACGGAUCCCUGCACAAGGUUGUCGUGGAGGUGGAGUGUGUUGCUGAAGCGGUGGAUAAGGAUGCACAUAAGGUUGAAGCAGUCAUCGAUAAGGUGCAGGAGUUA
Molecule: messenger RNA, 339 nt
Organism: Zea mays
Lineage: Eukaryota; Viridiplantae; Streptophyta; Magnoliopsida; Poales; Poaceae
Exons: 4
Source: RefSeq, a predicted model, not a curated record